Molecule: messenger RNA, 1612 nt
Organism: Salvia miltiorrhiza (redroot sage)
Lineage: Eukaryota; Viridiplantae; Streptophyta; Magnoliopsida; Lamiales; Lamiaceae
Product: F-box/LRR-repeat protein At3g26922-like
Exons: 3
Coding region: 196-1605 (469 amino acids)
Molecular function (GO): protein binding
Source: RefSeq, a predicted model, not a curated record
UCUUUUUCUGCCCUUUCAGCAAAUUCAAAGAUAACAUUUUUACCCCCAUCGCAAGAACCCUAGCUCCUCCCCCGACUAUCUUCUUAACUUCUUCUCCAAUUAGACAAGAGUUCAUUACAGAUUUUAGAAAAAAAAAUUUACUUCAUUUCCCUGUUCCUUUGGAGAGUGAAGUCCUUUUCUCUUUCCUUCCUCACAAUGGCUUCCUCGCACUUUCCUCGGAUUUGUCUUUUCGAACAUAACGAUGUUUCCGACAGCUAUGCUCCCGACAGCUGCGAUCGGCUGAGUGAGUUACCCGAUUCCUUAUUACUUUUGAUUCUUUCGUUUUUGCGUUCGACGAGAGAUGCUGUUAGGACAACGAUUCUGUCCAAACGCUGGAAAGAUCUGUGGACCACCGUCCCCUGCCUUGAGUUCAGAGACGAAAACCCAGAGUUUAUUUAUAGGGUUCUUGCACAAUGGCGAGGUGCCAAGCUCCUGAGGUUUCGUCUUAGCCUUUAUUGGGGGGUUUCUUCACCUACAAGAGGCGAUCUUGAAUCGUGGCUGCUUUUUGCGGUGGAGAAACAAGUGGAAGAGCUCCAUGUGGAUUUGGGAUCUGAUAUGCCUUACUACUGCCCACCUCAGAGUUUGUAUUCAUGCUCCUCCGUUACAGCACUACACCUUCAAAAUUGUUCCUUGGAAAUCGAGGGGAGCGUGCAGUUGAAUCAACUCGAGACUUUAUCAAUUGACGCUCCGGCUUCCCCGUGGGCUGACGCCAUAAACAAAAUUCUCUUGCGCGCCCCUCGCUUGGAAAAUAUGAGUUUGAGUUCCGUUGAAAUAAUUGAUGGAAACUUCAAUAUCACAUCUCGCAGUUUGAAGACGCUCAUAAUCCGCCAUGCUAAAAUAAAGGGAGUGAUCACGAUUUCGGCUCCUAAUCUUUUGACUUUACAAAUUCACGUAGACAUUUAUUAUGGUGCUAGUUUUUUGUGCCAUGUCCCUUCUUUGACUGAAGCUUGUUUUGAAGAAUAUUAUGGUGCGAUAGAUCUGCCUCUUGAACCGUUCCAUCAACUUUUUAGAAGCAUCUGCCAUGUUAAGAAGGUCACAUUAACGGUGUUGACCAUUAAGUUGCUUCUCUCCCUGAAGAAGAAGCAAGAAGAAGAAGAAAGAUAUGGUUGCUUCUUUCAGAAGAAGAAGAAGAAGAAGAAGAAAGAUAUGGUUGUUCAGUUUCCAAAUGCUGAGGUUCUAAAACACUCAAGCGUACGCAAAUAUGUUGGUCUUCUUGAUGUCCUUGAUCUUCUCCAGUUGUUCCCAAAGUUGAAGAUGUUAUGUUUUCAUCGACUAAACCAGGGGUUAGAGUUUUUUGAUCCCAUCAACGCUGAGACGGCAUUCCCCAGUUCCUCACUGAUCCAUCUAAAGAGAGUUGAUAUGAGUUGGGCUGCUCACGACCCCUCAAUAAUUCCAUUUAUAGGGAGUCUCCUGCAAAACGCUCCCUCGCUCGACGAGAUGGUGUUUCGUCUUAAAAAGCGUAGAGAUAAUCAUGAGGUGUUGUUGAUGGUCGAAGAGAAGGUGCGAAGCAUGCCAAGAUCCUCCCCAACUGCAAAGGUUAUUAUAAAUCGAAGGUUGAUCAAUUGAUUAAAGC